AUGGCCUCAUCAAUGAACAAGAUCCUGCUCAAGAAUGGAGUGCUUCUCGUCCACGGAGAUGACGGGAAAGUAACCCCUACACGGUCGGACUUGAUGAUUGAAGGAGAUCAGAUCACUCAGAUCAACAACAAUAUCGAGGCCGACACCAAUGACGUCAAAAUUUUCGAUUGCGAAGAGAAAAUCGUGUCGCCUGGUUUCAUCAGCACACACCACCACGUCUGGCAGACCGCCCUCAAGGGUCGUCACGUUAACCACACCCUGCUUGAAUACUUUCCGCGCGGCAACUUUAGCGGUAGCUUUUACUCCCUCAAGGACGCCUUUUGGGGAGAGCUAGGUGGCGCACUUGAAGCCAUCGACGGUGGUACCACCACGGUCGUUGAUCACUCCAGUCUGAAUAUUGGCCCCGAAUUUCCACCAACAAUGAUAGAAGCUCUUACUGCUUCUGGGAUUCGAGCCGUGUACUGCUAUUGCGUUCCUAGAGCGAUCUCCAGCUGGAGUCCGCUUACAGUGCAUGAUGACUACGCUUCCUCGAGCGGUCUUGAAUCAUGGAAGUCCCUUGCCGCAAAGGGCCCAUACGGAGAUGGGAGGAUUCAACUUGGCUUUGUCGUGGACAAUAUUUAUCAGUCGGCUGACGAGAUGAAGAAGCUGUACUCGGAGCUGCGGGCUGCGAAGGCCAAGGUCAUUACUUCUCACUCUGCAGCAGGCCUGCUUUUCGGUAAUGGGCCGUCUGUGGUACAGCUUCUCAAUAGCCACGGCCUUCUCGGCCCCGAUAUCCUAAUUUCGCACGCAAACUUCCCCAAUGAUGGUGACGCGGAGCUGAUCGCUGAACAUGAUGUCUACAUCUCCUCGACUCCCAACACCGAGCUCCAGUUAGGUUGGCCCCCGGUCGGGCUUCUUCCAGAGUUUGAGGCGCAUUCCAGUUUGGGUGUGGACUGCCACUCUUAUGGCAACAGCUUCAUGCCGAGCCAGAUGCGUCUCGGCCUACAAUACGCCCGCACCGAGCGCCAGGAGACCCUCCGCAGACAGGGCAAGUGGAGUCGUCACGUCGGCCCGUUGGCGGAGCAGGCCUUCAACCUGGCAACUAUUGGCGGCGCUAAAGCAAUCGGCAUGGCGGGCAAGGUUGGACAGAUUCGCGUUGGCGCCAAGGCAGACCUUGUGAUCUUUGAUACCAGCAGCCCCUCAAUGGUCCCCGCCGCCGAAGAGGACCCUGUCGCCGCAGUGGUUUUCCACUCCAGUGAACGCGACGUAGAGACCGUCAUAGUCGGUGGUACUGUGAGAAAGGAGGUGGGAAAGUUACUGCCUGUCACUGUUGCUGGGGAAGUACACGGGGCAAACAGCCUGGGUCUCAAGGACAAGCAGUUUGCCUGGAAGGAUAUAGCCAGAGAGCUUGUCGAGAGCCGGAAGAGGUUGAACAAGAAGGUUGAGGGCAUUGACAUGGAGGCUGCCGAGGAAACUAUCAUGAAUGAAUUUCACAUGAACCGCAAGGACAUGCUUGAGCAAGAAUAA
This is a messenger RNA of Colletotrichum graminicola M1.001, 1506 nucleotides long. Its product is annotated as amidohydrolase. Bases 1 to 1506 code for a protein of 501 amino acids. NCBI's taxonomy places the organism in Eukaryota, Fungi, Ascomycota, Sordariomycetes, Glomerellales, Glomerellaceae. The record is from RefSeq and is a predicted model, not a curated record. Gene Ontology annotation, molecular function: hydrolase activity, acting on carbon-nitrogen (but not peptide) bonds. The transcript is spliced from 2 exons.